This is a messenger RNA of Cuscuta campestris, 1986 nucleotides long. Lineage: Eukaryota; Viridiplantae; Streptophyta; Magnoliopsida; Solanales; Convolvulaceae. The record is from the annotation of a GenBank genome assembly.
AACUAGUGACUGAAAAAUGGCCAUGUAGGCGCGAUUGACCAUUUUCUCACCACAUAACCCGAAAAUACAGAGCCGCAGUUAUCCAUUCAUAACCCACCCACAAAAUUCAAAUUGAUCCAUAACCCAAUACACUCAACAACCCAUGAACGUGAAAAUGGCGGUGUGUUUUUCAAUGGCUCUGGUUCUCUCAACAGUGGAAGCAAUAAGUCAUCAGUACCCGGUGGUUCUAAUACCCGGAAGCGGCGGCAACCAGCUGGAAGCCCGGCUGACGCCGGAGUACAGAUCCUCAAGCUUGGUGUGCAACCGGUGGUACCCUCCGAACAAGGACGUGGGUGGGUGGUUCAGGCUGUGGUUCGACCCGACCGUGCUGUUCGGGCCCUUCACCGUAUGCUUCAACGAGAGGAUGAUGACUAUUUAUGAUCCAGAGACGGAUGAUUACCACAAUGCCCCUGGUGUUGAGACUAGAAUCCCUCAUUUUGGGUCAACUGAAUCCCUGCUUUAUUUGAAUCCCAACUUCAAGAAAAUCACAUCAUACAUGGAACCUUUGGUAAAGUCUCUAGAAAAGAUAGGGUACAUAGAUGGCAAGAACCUCGUCGGCGCCCCAUACGACUUCCGGUACGGACUAGCUGCUGCAGAUCACCCCUCGUACGUCGCCUCAAAGUUUCUAUCAGACCUCAAAAACCUCAUAGAAUCAGCCAGCAAUUCGAAUGGAGACAAACCAGUUAUCCUUCUCACGCAUAGCUUGGGAGGCCUAUUCGCCCUGCAGCUGCUGAACCGUACCUCAAUCCCCUGGCGCAAACGGUACAUCAAACACUUGGUGGCAUUGUCCGCUCCCUGGGGUGGAACAGUAGAUGAAAUGCUGACAUUCGCAUCAGGGAAUACACUAGGUGUCCCCUUAGUCGACCCGUUACGUGUAAGGCAAGAACAAAGGAGUAGUUCAAGUAACAUGUGGCUUUUGCCCUCGCCCAAAGUGUUCGACGUGACCAAGCCAUUGGUGGUCACACCCAAGGCCAAGUAUUCAAGUUCUGAUAUCGCGAGGUUCCUCCAAGACAUUGGGUUUCCUGAAGGAGUUCGUCCUUACAAGACGCGUGUUUUGCCUUUGCUGGAGAGCUUUCCGGCACCCUAUGUCCCAGUGACGUUAAUCAUUGGGAGUGGGGUGAAAACGGCGGAGGAAUUGAUAUACAAAGACUUGGACUUUGACAAGUCCCCGGAGAUCAAGUAUGGGGAUGGCGAUGGGACGGUGAACAUGGUAAGCCUGUUGGCAUUGGAAUCAGCGUGGGGUGGCAGGGAAGAUCAAUUCAUUAAGGUGAUCAAGAACCAUGGGGUGUCUCAUACUGCUAUACUUAGAGAUGAGAUUGCACUUGAUAGAACUUUGGCAGAGAUUUCUUCUCUUAAUACUGAAAUUUGUUCAAGACUUUUGCCUACCGAGAGGGACAUUGUUGAUGCUGCUAGCGGUGGUGCAUUAGUGAACAAAACCCCCGCUCAAGCGAGGGAGCUUUUUAAUACCAUUGCCCAAAAUACCCAACAAUUUGGAACUCGUGACAAUGUAGUGAGGCCGGUUAGCGAGAUAGGGAAUUCAUCUUCUUUAGAAUAUAAGCUUUCUGCCUUAACUGAUGCUAUUUCUAAACUUGUUGUGGGUAAUAUAGGGGAUAGUAAGGGUAAACCUUGUGGAGUGUGUUGCUUGGAAGGUCAUCCCACUGAUGCGUGUCCAACACUCCAAAAUCCUGAAGUCAAUGCUUUGUUUUUCAAUAAUAACAACCAAAAGAAGUAUGAUCCUUUUUCUAACACUUAUAACGAGGGUUGGAGAGAUCAUCCAAAUCUGCGUUAUGGUCCUCCGAGAGGUAAAAUCUGAAUUUUUCUAAUAAUCCACCUCCCCAGCAAGAUAGGGCAACCCAGAUGUUAGAACAAGUGCUUAAAAAGAUGGAUGAUAAAUUUACUUCGGUUGACAUAAGUCUUAAGCAACUUCAAGAAAGACAAACAGCCUCU